This is a messenger RNA of Cordyceps fumosorosea ARSEF 2679, 900 nucleotides long. RefSeq names its product cell cycle checkpoint protein RAD17. The record is from RefSeq and is a predicted model, not a curated record. NCBI's taxonomy places the organism in Eukaryota, Fungi, Ascomycota, Sordariomycetes, Hypocreales, Cordycipitaceae. The coding region runs from base 1 to 900 and encodes 299 amino acids. Gene Ontology annotation, molecular function: oxidoreductase activity. The transcript is spliced from 3 exons.
AUGGCUAGUAUGCUGUCCUUUGCAUCAGGCUCGACGUCCAAGUCGAGACCCACGGCCACCGCCAAAACCACAGUCGCCCUCCAGGCGCUACCUGUUCAAGACAUCGAGACAGACCAGGACCGCCGUGGCCGAUCCCUCAAGCAUCUGCUCAAGGCCAAUCACGUCAACUACGCCGUGGUCGACAAGACUUUGCAGCUAAACAAUGUGAACACUCACAAUCUGAGCGCGGCAUACAUUCUGGGCGCCAACGAAACCCAUCUGGACACCAUCUAUAACGAGCAGAUCAAGCACCUGGACCCAUGGACACCCUCCCCCGCCGAGGUUAUAGAUGAGGAUUGGAGAGACUUUUUGGGCGACCGCAACUACCAGCGUGCGUUCGUCGACUUUUUCGAAGACAAGCUUGCCUUUCAGUUUGCCUACGAUUGGAAGCAGGAAAUGAAGCACGUUUUGAUCGACGGUGAUGAGCCACUAAUAAACUGUCUCAUCGGUGCCUUUGGCCAUCCUCUCAAUCACCUGGCACUGGCCUAUGAAAUCAACAGCAGAGCCCUCGCCAUGGAAGCCCUGAGUCUUACUUGCAUUCACUACAAUGAAUUGCACAAGUAUCUCGAUGACCCCAAGUAUACCAAGCGCUCAGCGUUACCAGCUCUGUCCCUCCAGGAGCUUAUCUCGAGACUCGCACAAGACGAAAGUCUCCAAGGUACUGCGGCGCAAGAACGGCACGACAGUCUGGAGACCCUCUUUUCUCAGCACGAAGAUCUAAUCCUCGAGUACUGGAAUGCCUGGCAGAUUGUCGAUGCGGCCAAGCAGUUCCAGGACUUGCAGCAAACUGCCGUUGCCCUAUUUACGUCGUCGACGAGCAACUGUUCGAGCUAUCAAAGAAGCAGCAUCAACAUGGGGUGA